AAAGCUCUUCCCAAAGAAGCCCAAACAAAAAAUAAUCUUUUUCAGUGUAUAUCCAUUGCUCAUGCCCUUCUGCAGCCAAACACCUAGCAUUUCUAGGGAAAGAUGAUAUCCCUGCAUCAAUUUCUGCUGCACUUCGCCGCCGCUAGACAAUCAUCCCGCUCCACCUUUCCUGCCACUGCCUAUGAAAUCUUAAGAAAACAUUGCUUCCCACCCCCCUCCGCAUCUUCAUAUUCAACUUUCAACCGUUCAAUUCACUCUUCCAGCUCUCCGUCUCCCUCAGCCUUGUCCUCUUCAAAGCCGCUUAGUGCUGUAGCCUCUGAAAACUCGGAGACAAGUUCUGAUGAUGAUAACAACGGUUGGGAUGAUGAUGUAGAUUCAGUUUCGGUUUAUUCACCAAACACACCAGCAAAUAAUGACUACAAGUCUCUGGGAAAUGCUCUGGAUGUACCAUGGGUUUCAAGAAUUUCUCGUUUUGAUGCAACAUCGUGUCUGAAGGAACCUUCACGAGAAAGGAAACAAAAGAAGAUGUAUAAUAUUAGUCAAAAGACUCGUUUAGAUUGUAUGACUAAUUUGAGUGACAAGAAAAUGGGGUGGGAAGAUCCGUAUUUGGUGAAUUCAUCUGAAUCACAAGGGAUUAGUGAUUACAAGUCUCUGAAAAAUGUUUUGGGUGCACCACAGCUCUCUAGCAUUCCACUUAGUAAUGUGUCAUUGUUGUGUACAAAGGAAGUUUCUUGUGUACGGGAACACAGAUGGGCUUAUAGGAGUAGUCAAAAGACUCGUCUAGGUGGCUUAAUGGAUAUGUCUGCCAAGAAAACAGAGAUGGAAGAUUCAGGCUCAGUCAAGUCAUGUGAGUCACAAAUGACUACUGUUGACACAUCGCAUGAAAUCUUUUGGGGCGUACCACGGAUCUCUAGCAAAUCACAUGAUAAUGUAGCAUUGUAUCGAAAGGAAGUUUCACAAGAAAGAAAACACAAAUGGACUUGUAAAAAUAGUCAAAAGACUCGUCUUGAUAGCUUAAUUGGCUUAUGUGCGAAGCAAAUGGGGACGGAUGUUACAAAUCUUGUGUUUGGUAAACUGAGGAGAAAGACUAGUCUGAAAGAGUAUAAUACAAUAAUAAAUCUUUGUGUUGAAGAAGCAAGGAAGAUGGGUACUGUAGAGGAGUCGAUGGAUCAACUUUCCAAAGCUUAUACAUGCCUAAAAGUGAUAAAGGAGUGUGGGUUCCAAUUAAAAGAAGAGUCUUAUGGUCCAAUUCUUAUGUUUUUCAUUGAUUUUUGCAUGGUUCCUGAGUUCCAAUUUUUCUCUGAAAUCAUUAGAGAUGGGAAUAUGGUUUCUCUCCCGAAAUUAGCUUACUAUGAAAUGUUGCUAUGGAUAAAAAUUGAUAAUCAAGAUAAAAUAGAUGAGCUCAUCAGUUCUCUUGCCCUUCAUCACGGUGAAGACAAAUAUGCUUUUCAAGAGAAUUAUUUGCUUGCAUUGUGUAAUAGCAACCGAAAACCGGAGUGCCUGAGGCUAUUAAAAAGUACUGACGUAACUAAAGCUUCAUCCUUGAAAACCCUAUCUUCUAUCUUCAGCUCACUGGGAAAGUUAAUGCUGGAGAAGUUUGCAGAGAAAUGCUUUCUGGAUCUGAAGAAGACAGAUAUUGGAGAAGAAAGUAUCUCAAGUUUCAUAUAUGAUUUUACUACUAGCAUUCCAAAUUUAAUGAUAUUGGAGAAGAAAGUAUCUCAAGUUUCAUAUAUGAUUUUACUACUAGCAUUCCAAAUUUAAUGGUUCUCACCAAAUACCUUCUUAUCAAGUAGGUGGACAGCCUCUUCAGCCAUAAGAAUGUUUUCAUGAAUGGAUUUGCUGAUAUACCCCCGGUACCUACGAAAGUCCUUAAACAAAUUACCGGAUUAAUGACUAAAUCCUACGAUCCUUUUUGGAAUGAAUUUACCCCUCCUAAACCCAAACCCUUAGCCAUAAUUUCAUUGGAUUUUUCCUCACCCUAAAAUAAACCCAAACAACCUGUUCUCUUUCUUUACUGCCCAGGCUGUACCCCCUUACCCCCACCCUUUCUCAUCAAAAAAACACACCCCAUUAAACUCACCAAAAUGACCCACAAAUAUUUCAUCCUUUUCCCUUCAAUUCUGGCCGAAACACAAGAGCCAAAACAACACAUAUCAUCCCCAUAAUAAACCCCAACACAUGGACCCCCUUUGUUCCCUACCCAAACAGCAUACACACCCUCCAUUUUAACCACCAAAUAAGCCCUACAACUACACUCCAAAGCUAAGAAUAAAACAUCCCAUUUGUU
Messenger RNA from Cuscuta campestris, 2287 nucleotides. NCBI's taxonomy places the organism in Eukaryota, Viridiplantae, Streptophyta, Magnoliopsida, Solanales, Convolvulaceae. The record is from the annotation of a GenBank genome assembly.